CGAGGUCGGAGACACCGGUGGGGUCGGUGUUCUCAUAGCCGGUGUGUACACAAUGUCUUGCUGGCUGGGGUUAACUGAUGACCCCCAACUGUCGAACAGCCGUCCGCUACGAGCGCGAUCCCGUCAGUCAAGUUUUCUCAAGACCACCGUAAAGGGGGUAACGUCGGCUUGUAAGAAACUCUGGAUAGCAUUUUGGCCUUUUAUUGGCGUCUGGUGGUUAGCGUUCUCCUCUGUAGUUCAGAUUAAUUGUCUGUGGGAAGAAAGUGGUAAAGACAAUAUUAAUGCUACAUGGUCAGAAGAAGAGUAUAAUGAACCCCCCCAACACACUACUGGGUUGGAAACUACAGACCCCAUGGUCAGUUGGAGAUGGUCUCAUUGCCACCAGCCCCACAAGGUGCAGAAAGCUCUAGCUUAUGCUCUCAUCAUCGGCCUGUACAAACUUGCGCCAGGCAUACUGAUCAUUCGCUGGUGCUAUCAAAUCAACUUGCGAGAUUUGCUUAAAGGCAAAAUCAAUCAGGACGUAGUUUACGACAAACGAUAUCUACUUGCAUUGUACGUCAUUCUAUGGGCUAGUUCCAUCCUGAUCAACUUCAGCAUCAAGUGCGCAUCGUGUGAGCAGUUUUUUACCUUACGAUGGACGAUCAGCUAUUUCUCUCACCAUCAGUACGUCGUGCCACAUGCCAUCUGUGCUUUCGUUUCCCUGCCAUUCUACGCAAUAAUCUAUUUUCCUUCGUUCUUUUGCUGUUGGCACGUAAUCGAUUUGACGAAUGCUUUAGUCUCCUUGGCCGCAGACACCAAGAAUCUAGCUGACUCUGUAGCAAUAAACAACGAUGACGAACCUGACCGCAUUCUCAGUAAAGUAUUUGACAGAAUCAAAGAACAAAGCUGGUCCCGCCAUGCUGGCAUUGGAAAAGAGGUUGAAUUUUUCACCAAGCUCACGAUGUUUGUAGGGGCGAUUGUCGGCUUCGCGUUUUCGAAUAUUUAUGUUUCGUCAAAACUCUCCAAUUUCAUGGAGUGGGCGCAUCAUGUAAGUCAGCUGCUGUAUCUUGCAGUCGCCUGUAUGACUCCGUUCUUUUACGUCGCUUCAGGAGUUAAGAAGUUACACGAAGCUCAUGAAAUCUUCGUUUGCCAAGCUAGAAGGGCACAAGUGGAAAAAUUGUGUAAGAGUAGUACAAAUGCCGCAGUCCCAUUGGAGUGGGAAAAAUGGAGCGUGAUCAUUGACACCAUGCGUGAAAGGGUGGUCAGUAUUGUGAACACAGAAAAAGAGCAAUGUUGGACGGCGUUUGCAACAAUGGGUGCGAUUUUGUGGCAUCUUCUUGGCCAUUUGAACAAGUUUGAUGACGCCCCAAAGGGAAUUAUCGAGACUGAACGAUUUGCUCUGACGUACAUGAUUUCCUUCACGCUCAUUCUUGUGAUCCUGACCGUACUUGCAGUAAUUUUUGGCUUUGACAUGGUCCCACAGUUUGUGAAGGCCGGUAACAGGCAAGGGCAUCUCAGAGUUAUUCUGUGUUCCUUCCCGGUAGGCGGCGUCGCUCUUGCGGUCGUGUAUUUGCCAUGGCAUUACUUGAAAUACAUUACCUGUAAGUUGUAAAGAUAUACCCUUUUAUAUACUUAUCUACAUACAUUGGUGCAUCGAUCUAAUCAAAUUUAGUCAUUGAUUGGGAAACAACUUUUGAAGUUUGUAUAUAGAACGCAGAUGUCCGUUAUAUUACUUACUUAUCAUCAAUUGUAUUGACACUAAAUCUAUGAUCAUCUUAGCCCUCAAAUAAUGCUCAAAGGUCACUUGUAAAACCGCAUAUAUUGAAGUAAUUAUGAUGCACGUAUUGCUGAGGUCCGUACGGACCCCAGUCGGACUUAGCACAGACUUCCUUUUCAAUAUGCAUAGACUUUAAUCGUGUAAUUGUCUUCGAAUGUGUCUUAAUAUUGUCUUAAUAUCGCCUAAUGUUGUUUCAUGUGCACAAUGAAGAGUGUCAUUGUUUUUAAUGCUCUAUAUACUGUAAUAAGGACGAAAUUCGGGUAUUCGCCCUUGAGAGCCUUACUGAAUAAAAAUUUGAUUUGAUUUGAUUUCAAUAUUUAGAAACGACAGUUUAUAUUUAAAUGGGUCUACUCGCAGGUAACAACACUUUGCCUUGAAAAGAUAAGAAAUAACUUUGCAUUGAAAAUGCAUAUUUUGUAUCCAAUAACAACACAAGAUUGUCAUUGUUCAGCUGACUAUGUUACACUGGUAUUUUGCUGGAUAUGGUUGUUUGCACAAAAUAUUUAUCCAUUAUUUUGUUAUUCACAAGAAUUGAUCAUUUGAUGACAAU
Molecule: messenger RNA, 2306 nt
Organism: Branchiostoma belcheri (Belcher's lancelet)
Lineage: Eukaryota; Metazoa; Chordata; Leptocardii; Amphioxiformes; Branchiostomatidae
Exons: 1
Coding region: 53-1591 (512 amino acids)
Source: RefSeq, a predicted model, not a curated record